AUGUUCGCGAAGGCCAAGGCAGCGGCCGCGGCCGCCGCGGAGGCCGCGUCCAGAAACGCGAAAGCCGCCGCGGACAAGGCGAAGUCGAUGCGGAGCUCCGGCGGCGCCGGCGCGACGCCGGCGAAGGGCGAGAACAAGUUCCUAUCUCCCGUGAACAAGAAGGCGUCGCAGCCGCAGCAGCAGCAGCAGCCGCGACCGCCGGAGGACGGAUCGGAAGCGCCGCCGCCGGACGGCCCGCCGCCGGCGUACUCCGACGCCGUCCCCGGCGUCAUCGACAUCGGGGACUUGCUCUCCGGCGGCGAGCCCACGAGCGCGCCGCUGUCGCCGUUCGACGAGUCCAGACUCGCGAGGGCGCGCCCGCCAUCGCCAUCGCGCGACGACGCGCCGCGCGCGGCCGCGAGCGACGCGACGCCGGGGUCCCCCGACGACGGGAUGACCGAGAUCGACCUGUCCACCGCGGAUCCGGAUCCGGAUCCGGCGCCGGAGCCGCUGCCGCUGACGCCGCCCGCGCCCGCGCCCGCGGCGGCGCCGGCGACGCCGCCUCCCGCGCCGUCUCCUCCUCCUCCUCCUCCUCCUCCGCAGACGGCGUCGGCGUCGUCCGCCCCCCCGGCGCCGUCGCCGGCGUCGUCAAAACAAGACGACGCGCUGCGCCUCGCGCUCGCGCGGCUGCAAGAGGAGGCCGCGCGACUGCGCGCGGAGAAGGACGACGCGGAGGCGGCGACGCGCGCGGCGAAGGACGACGCGGACGCCGCGACGCGCGAGAAGGAGAGCGUGCGAGCGAUGGCGUCGGAGCAGUGGGUCGCGAUGAAGAGACAGAGCGCCGCCGCGGAGGAGGAACGCGCCGUGAACGAGAAGCGACAGAGCGCGCUUGAGCUCGCGGUGGGCGCGGAGAAGGUGGCGCGAGUGUCCGCGGAGAAGAACGCCGCGGAGGCGACCGAGCGCGCGGAGAAGGCGGAGCGCGCGCGCGUCGAGGCGGAGGCGACGGCGGCGGCGACGGCGGCGGAGGCGAAGGCCUCCGCGGCGGCGGAGAACGAGACCGCGUCGCUGCGCGCGCGCGUCGCGGAGCUCGAGCUGUCUCUCGCGGCCGCGGAGGAGUCCGUCGCGGUCGCGGCGCCGCCGCCGCCUCCGCUUCUCGACGUCUCGAGCCCGGCGGACGACGGGAAGGCGGCGGCGGCGGAGCUCGCGUCGCGGAUUCAGACGCUCGAGGCGGAGCUCUCCGCGGCGACGGCGCGCGCCGACGCGGACGCGAAGGCGGCCGCGAAGGCGUCGGAGGAGCUCGCGAAGGCGAACGGCGAGAUCGCGAAGCUCGCGGCCGCGAUGGAGACGAGAGAGAAGACGCAUCAGGCGGCGGCGGCGACCGCGGCGGCGGCGGCGACGGCGGCGGCGACGACCGCGAGCGCGUUGAAGAAAGAGCUGGGCGACGCGAAAGCCGCCGCCGUCGCCGCGGACGAGCGCGCGACGAAAGCGGAGAAGACCGCGAGCGCGGCGGCGGCGAAGGACGCGAAAGCCGCGCUCGAGCUCGGCGCGAAGAAGACCGCCGAGCUGAGCGCGAAGACGGCGGAACUCGAGGCGCGGCUGUCGGAGACGCGCGACGCUUUGAAAACCGCAGAGGCGUCCGUCGCCGCGGCGGAGGAGAAGGCGUCCAACGCGCAGGCGGAGUUAAACGCCAUGGAAGCGAGCGUUUCUUCUUCCGGGGAAGAACGCGACGUGAAGGUCGCGGAGACGCAGCGGGCGCUGGAGGCGGCGCAGGUGGCGCUCGCGGAGAAGACGAAAGAGGCGGCGGCGGCGGAGGACGCGCGCGCCGAGGCGGCCGCGGAGACGGCGGCGCGCGCGGAGGAGAUUCGAAAGCUCCGCGCCGCGGCGGACGCCGACGCGGCGACGCGCGCGAAGGCGACGGAGACCGCGGGCGCGGACAUCGCGGAGAAGAUCAAGGCGCUGGAGAGCGCCUUGGGCGCGGAACGGCACAAGGUGAUCGAGCUCGGGAUGGAGAUCGAAGCCGCGCGCGCGGCGGCGGCGACGGAGGCGACGGAGGCGGAGGACCUUCGGGGAAAACUCGCCGCCGCCGCCGCCGCCGCCGCGGACGCGACCGCCGCGCUCGACGCGUCGAAGAAGGCGCAGGAGGCGUCCAGCGGCGACCUCGCGACGAAGCUCGAGCGCGCGGAGGCGGCGGCGGCGGCGUCGGACGCGGCGAAGAAGGCGUCGAACGACGAGGUCGAGACGCUCCGCGAGGAGAUCAAAUCCGUCGAGGCCGCGGCGACCUCCGCGCGCGCCGCCGCCGCGGAGGAACUCGCCGCGGCGAAAUCCGAGCUCAAGUCGUCCGCGGCGACGCUCGAGGCGAAGGCGAACGAGCUCGCCGCCGCGGAGGCGAAGGCGAAGGCGGCGGCGAAGGACGCGGAGGACGCGAGGGCGGCGGCGGCGGCGGCGGCGGGCGAGGCGGGGGCGAACGCGGAGGCGUCGACCGCGGCGCUCGAGGCGGCGGAGCGACGCGCGUCCGAAGCGGAGCGACGCGCGGCGGCGGCGGAGCAGAGCGCGUCCGACGCGGCGAAGAGAGUGAAGGAGGCGACCGCCGAGGCGGACGCCGCGAGAGCCGCGUCGGCGUCGGCGAAGGCGACGUCCGGGGAGCUCGACGCGAAGAUCGCCGAGCUGACCGCGAUGCUGACGACGGCGGAGCAGACCGCGUCGGCGUCGGAGAAGAAGGCGGCCGAGCUCGCGUCGGCGGCCGAGGACGCGGAGACGAGAGCGGCCGCCGCGGAGGCGGAGAUCGCCGAGUCGAAAGCCGCCGUCGACGACGCGACCGGGGAGCUCUCCGGCGAGCUCGCGGUGCUGAAGACCGCGCUGAAGACCGCGGAGGACGCCGCCGCCGCGGCCGCGACAGAGACCGAGGCUGCGAAAGCGGCCGCGAAAUCGGCGGGCGAAGACGCGGAGAAGGCGCGCGCGGAGACGGACGCGGCGAAGAAGGCUGCGGCGGCGGAAGCCGGCGCGGCGAAGAAGGCGAAGGAGGAGACGCGCGCCGCAGCGAAGGACGUCCAAGCCGCGAAGGCGUCGCACGCGGCGCGCGCGACCGAGCUGGAGACGAAAGUCGAGGGCCUCGAGCGCGCGCUGAGAGACGCGGAGGAGAAGGCGGCGAAGGAGAAGCGCGAGGCGGACGCGCGAAAUGCGGCGAGCGAGGCGUCCGUCGCGAAGGCGGCGGCGGACGCCGCCGCCGCCAUCGCCGCCGCGGAGGCGCGCGCGUCCGACGCGGAGCGCUCCGUCGCCGACGCGGCGUCUUCGGAAAAGUCCGAAAACGCCGAGAUGCUCGCGAAAGUUCGAAAGUUCAAGAGCGACCUCGACGCGGCGAAGGAGAUACUCUUCAUGAAGGAGGAAGAGCUCGCCGCCGCCGCGGAGGUGCGUCAAGAGCGCGACGUGUUGGCGCAGAUGGUGAGGACGCUGCAGGAGCGCGAACGCGAGAGGCAGACGGCGCCCGCGCCGGGGGCGCAGCUCAAGGCGCAGUUCCAGAACUUGUUCCAGCGGAAGCCCCCGCCGCCGGGGAGUCCGCGCAAGUGA
This is a messenger RNA of Micromonas pusilla CCMP1545, 3543 nucleotides long. RefSeq lists its product as uncharacterized. Lineage: Eukaryota; Viridiplantae; Chlorophyta; Mamiellophyceae; Mamiellales; Mamiellaceae. The coding region runs from base 1 to 3543 and encodes 1180 amino acids. The transcript has a single exon. The record is from RefSeq and is a predicted model, not a curated record.